This is a messenger RNA of Corythoichthys intestinalis (scribbled pipefish), 4969 nucleotides long. It is a transcript of the gene furina, whose product is annotated as furin (paired basic amino acid cleaving enzyme) a. Bases 206 to 2710 code for a protein of 834 amino acids. Gene Ontology annotation, molecular function: serine-type endopeptidase activity. The transcript is spliced from 16 exons. The record is from RefSeq and is a predicted model, not a curated record. Gene Ontology annotation, cellular component: Golgi membrane; trans-Golgi network. Lineage: Eukaryota; Metazoa; Chordata; Actinopteri; Syngnathiformes; Syngnathidae. Gene Ontology annotation, biological process: peptide hormone processing.
CCCACGCACCAGUUGUUGGUGUGUGCGCUUUUUAACCCUGCUGUUAACUGAGUGGCUGAGCUUGUAGGUGAGGUCACAGACAUCUGUACUUAAAAAGUCAGCACAUACUAACCUCAAACAGAGGUUUGGAAACUUGUUUACUCACAGCACCAAAAGACGGAGGGCAAAGUUGAGUAGGCUGUGACCUUCCCUUUCUUUUCUCUCCAUGCACCGACAAAUACCGUGGGCGGCCGUGGCCUGGCGGAAAGGUGCAAUGCACAGAGACUGUGCUGCUUCUGGAGAGCCCAUGGGUGCUGGCCCAUCAUCUCUCUGUGCGAGCAGCUGUCGAAUUACUCUGGUGGAGUUGCUUUUAUGCUCUCUGAUGAUCCUGCUGGUUUCUGGACUGGAACCGGCACUGGGUCAGAAGGUCUUCACCAACACAUGGGCAGUCCACAUACCUGGAGGUCGGGAAGAAGCAGAAAAAAUAGCUAAUAAACAUGGCUUCAUCAACUAUGGACAUGUUUUCGGUGACUUUUAUCACUUCAAGCAUCGUACGGUGGCGAAGCGAUCACUGUCUGAUCAUAGGAACACACAUGUCCGUCUACUUAGAGAUCCCAAGGUGACAUGGGCGGAGCAACAGGUGGUCAAACGUAGGAAAAAAAGGGACAUCUUUGAGCAACUUCAUGAUCCACUUUUGAAGGAGCAGUGGUACUUGUACAAUGACAACCACCGUGACUUGAAUGCCAGAGCCGCAUGGAAUUUGGGCUACACAGGUAAAGGAGUCGUGGUGUCCAUCCUUGAUGAUGGAAUAGAGAAGACCCAUCCUGACCUGAGUCAGAACUAUGACCCAGAUGCCAGCUAUGAUGUUAACGAUGGGGACCCAGACCCUCAACCAAGAUAUACACAGCUGAAUGACAACAGGCAUGGAACACGCUGUGCUGGUGAAGUGGCAGCGGUAGCCAAUAAUGGAGUCUGUGGAGUCGGUGUGGCUUACAAUGCCAGGAUUGGAGGUGUGCGCAUGCUGGAUGGUGAGGUGACAGACAUGGUAGAGGCCCAGUCUCUCAGCCUCAACCCCCAACACAUUGACAUCUACAGUGCUAGCUGGGGUCCAGAGGACGAUGGCAAAACUGUGGAUGGACCUGCCAAACUGGCCAAAGAGGCCUUUCUGCGUGGAGUUACUGAGGGUCGUGGAGGUCUGGGAUCCAUCUUUGUGUGGGCAUCUGGCAACGGAGGCAGGGAUAAGGACAGUUGUAACUGUGACGGCUACACCAACAGCAUCUACACCCUAUCCAUCAGCAGCUCCACCCAAAAUGGCAAUGUCCCUUGGUACAGCGAGGCAUGCUCCUCAACCCUCGCAACCACCUACAGUUCGGGUGGGCUCACCGAGAAACAGAUCAUCACAACAGACUUGAAGGCCAAAUGCACAGACUCCCACACAGGAACCUCUGCCUCAGCCCCACUGGCUGCUGGGAUCAUUGCUCUAGCGCUUGAGGCAAAUAAAAAUUUGACCUGGAGGGACAUGCAGCACCUGGUUGUGCAAACUUCUCACCCUGGCCACCUGAUCACCAAUGACUGGAAUAUCAACGGGGUCGGACGCAAAGUCAGCCAUUCAUAUGGAUAUGGCCUACUUGAUGCAAGUGAAAUCGUAGCCUUGGCAAAGACAUGGACGAACGUGGGGCCACAACGCAAAUGUGUGAUCACCAUGGUCAACGAGCCAAAAAACAUCGGGGGACACUUGUCAGUUAACAAGAGCGUGGAUGCCUGCUUUAAUAGCCUCAAUCACGUGACCUUGCUGGAACACGUCCAAGCUCGGCUCACCCUGUCGUACAACCGGAGGGGGAACCUGGCCAUCCACCUCAUUAGUCCUGCCGGCACGCGUUCCACACUGCUACAUCCCAGGCCUCAUGACUACUCAUCAGAGGGUUUUAAAGACUGGGCUUUCAUGACCACCCACUCCUGGGAUGAGAACCCCUCCGGGUCGUGGACGCUCGAGAUUGAGAACGUAGCGGGGGCCAGUGACUAUGGCACUCUAACCCAGUUCAUCCUGGUGCUGUAUGGCACGGGCCCCCUUGAUGAUUCUCAGCCUGGAAAUGGCAACUGCAAGACGUUGGACCUCAAACAGACAUGCCUUGAGUGCGAUUCAGGCUUCUACCUCUACAUGCAAGGCUGUGUUACAGAAUGUCCAAGAGGCUUUGCUGUGGGUUCUAUACCAGUCAACUACACCGUGGGCAACAACAUUUCGCCGGCCUCCGUCCCGGCCUGCCUGCCGUGCCCGCAACCCUGCCUAACGUGCAGUGCACUCAGUCUCGACGCCUGCCUAUCCUGCACUCCUCACAGAUCGCUCAACACAAUCACUGGCACGUGCGAUCGCAUCGCCCAGUACUCUCGCGAGUCCCCCGGCAGCUUCAUGGUGGACCAGGGGAACACUGGGGUGCAGCCCCAGCCCACCACCCAGUUGCCCGUGACAGUGGCCAUUCUCAGCUGCAUGGCCAUCGUUGCAGUCUUCGCCGGUGUCUUCCUCCUGCUGCAGUUACGCUCAGGCGCCCUCAUCAAGUUCCAGUCCAUGGAAUCUGGCACCGGUGGCUUCAGCCUGGGCAGGAACAGGGUGGUGUCGUAUCACGGCAUUCCGACGGUGUGGGGGGACGACACCGUCAAUACAGAUUCCGAAAACGAAGAGUUUGACGUCCAAAAUGAGAGAACUGCCUUCAUUAAAACACAAAGUGCUCUUUAAUACAUUCCUUUUCCACCCUGCUUUUUAAAAAUCAUCCCCACCAACUGUUGGCUAAUCAGGGCUGUCUUUUUGGCUUUCACACUCUUCUCCGAUUUUAUCUCUCAUCACAUCCCGACCGACGUCCGCCUCCCAUUUAAGCGGCUUCCCAUCAUCCUCAACUUCCCCUUUAAGAGACCUGACAAGAAGCCGCUUCCCCCUUUGGGUGCGUCUUCCUCCACCUCCUUUUGCUGUGUGUCUUUGCAGCCCUCUUCUCAGCUCCUAUUGUUUCACUAAAAAGGCAAUUACUGGUUUGCUUCUCUUCCUCCUUCCUUUUUCUAUCAGUCUCUGUGCAGUAGCCGGAUGAGAUUGUUUCGAGGAACACAAGCGUGCCAACUUUUACAUCCUGCAAGGGAGUGUCAAAUCUGUUCCAAACUAGUGAGAAAGAAACAAUUUGGACUUGAUUAUCAAGCAUCAACAUCCCAAAUGCCUUUCUAGUUUCAUAUCUUAUAAUUAUUGUUUUUCCCUGUUACUUAUCAGCCAUUGUGACAGGGGCUGUCUCUACUGCAAUGCGAGCCACACGUGGUUUCCCCACAGCUGUCGGGAUCGAGUUGUGUGGGAAAUAUACAAGCCGCAAAUGUCUGUAACCCCUGCAGCGAUCACUCGUCAAGGUGUAAUAGUAAAAAUGUACUCGAUCAACCCCGCAGCACUGGAGCAGCUAUUACUUGUGAUUCAUCUGCUGAAGGAUCGGGCUCAUUACCGAUACAUCAAUACGUUCCGUUGGUCUGGGCAUAUUAACACUACAAAGACAAAUUUCACACGCCUCAAAUUAGUAGUGACACUAAUGUACGUUUCUGCGUCAUUUAUCGUGAAAGAAAUGUUUGUCUUCUGAGGCGACAUUUUUCUCAAUGUAGUUCUGACUGGUUUAUGUUUUAGUCCCACCUCGAACAUUUUAAAGUCUGUUCCGCACUGCAUUUGAAUUAAGCAUCUUGUGAUUGAAUAUUGUCACAAAUUUAAAUCCAUUGAUCUUUUUACUAGAUUGGCUGAAUUGAUUGCCCCAGCCCCACCAUCUGGCACUCAAACUCUUCUGUAAGAGGUUGUCAUGAUGGUGAUGAUGUGCAUACAAAACCGCAGCUGCUCACCCUUUAUAUAUCUACCUCUCAUCAUUCAGUGUGGUUUCACCCAUCAACAAAUUAAACUGGAUAUAUUCAUCAACUUUCACAGAAAAGGCAUUCAAACCUAGUUUUGGAAAUUGGACAGUCCAAAAGACUGACUUUUCGCUUCCGUUUGGCGUAUUUACGUUUCGAUCCAGAUUGCCAUCUAAAUGUUGUUUGCACUCGCAUGCUUCCUCGACGGUUCCUCUUUAGGUUAAGUCUUUUUGUUCUGACGCUGACAAUCAAUUUCCCUGUUUAGAGAGCAAGAGGCAGGCGCAGAAAAUAAAUCCAUUUAAACCUAACCACUUGUGUCGAGAAGCCCUCCCGGAAAGUCUCUCUGGCUAACAUGCAGGCGCGGAUGUGAUUACGGAGGUGUUUGUCCCUAAUGUGGCUGCACUGGACUGAUCGUGGAUCAACAUUAGUGCCUACUGACAUUUCGGCUUUAAGUAGGGUACUAAUUUAGAAAUGCCACGCGGCUUGGGAUAAAAGACUUCUGGCAUUGCAUGAAGCGUAUAAAAACAGAAUGAGAUAAUGCGGCACCAAAAUGGUUUCCAAGAACAACUUUUUAGAAUUAUAAUGGGGUGGUUGCUAGCAGCGUCCGAUUAAGUAAAGGGGGUUUAAAAGGAGCAAUAUGUUGGUAGAACCAAAGACAAUCAUUUUGUCUCAUCUUAAAGAUGUUUGGCUUAUCAAUUCUUAAUCACUCAUCAAGUCCUUAUCACUUUAGUGUGUGUGCGCAUGUGUGCAGUUGUUUCAUCUAUGUUGCGACAUUCUGUAUUGUUGAGCUGCUGUGAAGGAAGCCGCAAGAAUGUACCCCAUCAACUCAAAUUUAAGGGCUCUGAAAUCGAUUCUGUGUGUUGACGAGCUUGGUCAGUAUACAUAUGAUGCGUUCAGGGGUGUCUCAGUUGACCCCGUCGACUUUUUGCAGUACCUUAAACAUGUAACUAUGAAUACUGUACACGAAUGACUUGGCUUACUUGGGACACAACUCUAAAUAAGGCCUAUUUUUGUACUAUAAGAAUGGUGCAGUGUAGUUUUCUUGUAAUUUAAAGAUUGUUUGCUCUUGUUUUCUUUUUAUUUAAUUGAUGUCAAUUAUAGAUUCUACUAAAAUAAAGAUCUAUGCAAAUUUGAA